Molecule: messenger RNA, 1566 nt
Organism: Neoarthrinium moseri
Lineage: Eukaryota; Fungi; Ascomycota; Sordariomycetes; Amphisphaeriales; Apiosporaceae
Exons: 1
Coding region: 1-1566 (521 amino acids)
Biological process (GO): L-homoserine metabolic process
Molecular function (GO): L-serine O-acetyltransferase activity; homoserine O-acetyltransferase activity
Source: RefSeq, a predicted model, not a curated record
AUGAGAGCGCAAAGAUUCGGUGCUGCGGCGCUGCGCAGGGUCUCGGCGUCGCUUCGACCCGCGAACUCGGAGUCGACUCGAGAAAUUGUCGCGAGGCCUAUCCUUGCAACGAGUGUGCAAUGCACACGACAGAGCAGGCGCCAGCUACACUCGACACCGACGAGGCGAAAUGGAGCAAGCGAGGGCGAGGCAUCAAAUCCAGCUAUGGCGUUCCCAUGUCUGGACGCUCUGGAGACGAGAUCCGCGACUCUUGAGGCGAGGUCUCUCUCCACCGGCCCCGAGCCCACUUACACGACCGGCGCCACCGAGCUGUUCCAUUGCAAAGAUCCCUUGCUCCUCGACUGGGGCGGCGUGCUCCCCGAGUUCGACAUUGCCUACGAGACCUGGGGGAAGAUGAACGCGGACAAGUCCAACGUUAUCCUGUUGUACACCGGUCUUUCCGCCUCUUCGCAUGCCCAUUCAACCCCGGCCAACACGCAACCCGGCUGGUGGGAGAAGUUCAUCGGUCCGGGGCUCAGCCUUGAUACCGACAAGUACUUUGUGAUAUGCACAAACGUAGUCGGUGGCUGCUUUGGUUCGACCGGCCCUAGCAGCAUCGAUCCCGCCGACGGCCAACGAUAUGCGACGCGCUUCCCAAUCGUCACCAUCGAGGAUAUGGUCCGCGCCCAAUUCCGGCUCCUCGACCACCUGGGAGUGGAGAAGCUCUAUGCGAGUGUAGGAUCCAGUAUGGGCGGCAUGCUGUCGCUGGCCUCAGGUGUGCUGUUUCCUUCCCGAGUUGGACGCAUAGUCUCCAUCAGCGGAUGCGCAAGGAGCCACCCCUACAGCAUAGCUAUGCGGCAUACACAACGGCAGGUCUUGAUGAUGGACCCCAACUGGAACAGGGGACACUACUACGACAAGAUUCCUCCCCACGCUGGCAUGAAGCUGGCCAGAGAAAUCGCCACCGUUACAUACCGAUCAGGCCCUGAGUGGGAGCAGAGGUUUGGCCGUCGGAGGGCAGACCCCGAGAAGCCACCGGCAUUGUGUCCGGACUUCCUGAUUGAGACGUAUCUCGACCACGCUGGCGAGAAGUUCUGCCUGACAUACGAUCCCAACAGUCUUCUCUAUGUCAGCAAAGGCAUGGACCUCUUCGAUCUCGGGAAGGAGACCCAGCAGGCGGCUGCCCAGCGUCGAGCGCAGCGGACGCAGGAGAUCGAGUCAGGCUCCGAGCCGAGGGCGAAUGAUCCGUCGUGCAGCCUUACGCUACCCGAUUCGCCUUACCUGGAACAGCCGGAGACGAAGCUGGAAGACGACAAUUCGCCGGUCAAGGUGGCUUCCCGGCCUCCAGACGAUCUCAUUGCUGGUUUGUCUCCAUUGCGAGAUAUCCCGACGCUUGUGAUGGGUGUCGCCAGUGAUAUCCUCUUCCCGGCAUGGCAGCAGCGCGAAGUCGCUGCUGCACUGCGACUUGGUGGCAACAGGAAUGUAUCCCAUGUCGAAUUGAGCGAGGAGCAGAGCAUGUUCGGCCACGAUACUUUCUUGCUCGACUUGAAGCACGUCGGCGGUAGUGUCCAGAACUUCCUUGGCUAA